Messenger RNA from Venustampulla echinocandica, 1554 nucleotides. RefSeq lists its product as uncharacterized. Lineage: Eukaryota; Fungi; Ascomycota; Leotiomycetes; Helotiales; Pleuroascaceae. Gene Ontology annotation, molecular function: alpha-1,3-mannosyltransferase activity; GDP-Man:Man(1)GlcNAc(2)-PP-Dol alpha-1,3-mannosyltransferase activity. The coding region runs from base 1 to 1554 and encodes 517 amino acids. The record is from RefSeq and is a predicted model, not a curated record. The transcript is spliced from 3 exons.
AUGGCUCAAAGUCCACUGUCUCCCGGAACGACUAAGUCUACGAAGCCGCGUACAAUUUUAUUCUUCCAUCCUGAUCUAGGUAUUGGAGGCGCCGAGAGACUGAUCAUCGAUGCAGCUGUGGGGCUGCAGAAUCGCGGCCACCACGUUGUCAUCUUCACAAGCCAUUGCGAUCCACAGCAUUGCUUCGACGAAGCCCGUGAUGGAACCCUCGAUGUGCGCGUUCGCGGCAAUUGGCUAUUUCCACCCUCCAUCCUGUCCCGUUUCUCCAUAAUAUGCGCCAUUCUGCGACAGUUACACCUCAUCCUCGCGACAUACCUCGCAUCUGAGCUGAGCUCUUUAAACCCCGAUGCCUUUGUCGUGGAUCAAUUGAGUGCAGGUCUGCCGUGGCUGGGAUAUCUUUACCCAACCACGCGAAUCUUGUUCUAUUGCCAUUUCCCGGAUCUGCUACUCGCCCGAGGAAGGUCAUCGUGGUGGAAACGAGCCUACAGAAUCCCCUUCGACAGUCUUGAACAAUGGAGUAUGAGCUUCGCAGACUCGGUGGUGGUGAACUCGGGGUUUACAAAGGGGAUAGUGGGAAGCGUGUGGCCAGAGCUGGCACGGACGAAAGAUCUUCAGGUUGUCUACCCCUGUGUGGACAUUAGGGAAAAUAGCAUCACGGAGAAGGAUGAACCUGGCGUUGCUUGGACUGAUACUAGAAUCAUAUUGAGCAUUAAUCGAUUUGAGAGUAAGAAAGAUAUUGGGUUGGCCAUCAAGGCUUAUGCCGGUCUUGGGAAGCAUGGAAGAGAAGGAGUGAGGCUAGUGCUAGCAGGUGGAUACGACAAUCGAGUUCAAGAAAAUGUAACCUACCACCAGGAGCUUGUGAGCCUCGCCGAAUCAUUAGGCCUCAAGACCGCGACAACGAAAACGAUAAUCACAGCUCUGAACGUGCCGGAUGAUGUCGAUGUAUUGUUCCUUCUAUCAGUACCGAACACCCUAAAAGAAAUGCUAUUGAAAUCCGCACGCCUACUUGUCUACACCCCCUCGAAUGAACACUUUGGCAUUGUGCCGUUAGAGGCUAUGUUGGCUGGUGUUCCGGUCUUAGCUGCAAAUACAGGCGGGCCUCUUGAGACUGUGGUAGAUGGAAAGACCGGCUGGCUUCGCUCACCAGAAGAUAUCGAGAGCUGGACUGCUGUCAUGAACAAAGUAAUACACAAAAUGUCAGAAAAAGAGCUUGGAAUUAUGGGUGCAGCAGGGAUUCAAAGAGUCAAGACUGAAUUCUCUGACAUUAAAAUGGCAGAGAGACUUGACAGAAUAAUUUCUGAAAUGCUCGGAUCACGGAGGAGAAGCUGCCAACAGCUAUCACUGUUCAUCUUCACAGUCGGGCUAGUUUUGUUCGAUGUUGUUUAUUAUCUUGCUUCCCACAUCGAGAUCCUCAACAUCAUGCUUGGCAAAAUCCCCUUCCCUCCAUUUGCACUUACCGUAUUAUCGAUCAUAUCGUGGGUGGCAUAUGGUAUUACUGGGUAUUCCGCACCAGGGCAGACACAUCUAGUAGCGGAGGCACAAAAUGGCCGUUGA